Messenger RNA from Colletotrichum aenigma, 423 nucleotides. RefSeq lists its product as uncharacterized. The record is from RefSeq and is a predicted model, not a curated record. Lineage: Eukaryota; Fungi; Ascomycota; Sordariomycetes; Glomerellales; Glomerellaceae. The transcript has a single exon. The coding region runs from base 1 to 423 and encodes 140 amino acids.
AUGCCCAACCCCACCCCCACAGAUCAAGCCAUGACAGUCGAAAGGGGCCCUUGGAUGGGAACGUUUGCAGCUUCAUUCCCACUCGAUCCCAAAUGGGAUAUCAUACUUGGCAAUCUUCCUGUUUCUAUCAGGGAUAAAGUCGACAUCGCGCGAACAGUACUUCACAAAGAUAUUGGUACUGAACUGGAAGAAAAGUUUCAAAUCAAAUCCCUCCUCAUAGCCACAAUGGCCCAUGGAGACCUGAAAACCGGUUCUAGUAUUAAUGCGCUUACCGUCGGCGUCUCUUAUGAUGGCCUGACAGUGGGAAAGGUUGACGGAAUCAUGCAGGUUUUAGCUGAGAUUCUGAAGCGCCAGGAUGAUCUUCAAGUCAUGCUAGUACACUCAGUCAUGGGUUGGUCUUUGGGUAGUCUGCCUAUCUACUGA